CGGACCUGCCGGAGAAGCACUGGAUUUUCUAGUUCUCUUUGCAGAAGAAUGAAGCCUCUGCUUGGAACAUUUUAUCUCUUGGGGAUGCUGGUUCCUGGGGGGCUGGGAUAUGAUAGAUUCCCAGCCCAACACAGACAAGAAGUCGUGGAUAAGGUCGUGAGUCCCUGGAGAAUCCUGGAGACUUAUUCCUAUGACAGAUACCACCCCAUGGGGGAGAUCUAUCAGUGGAUGAGUCAGAUAAGGGAGAAUUACCCGGAAGUGGUGACACAGCAUUUCCUAGGAAUGACCUAUGAGAGCCGGCCCAUGUAUUAUUUGAAGAUCAGCCAACCAUCCAAUAACCCCAAGAAGAUUCUCUGGAUGGACUGCGGAAUUCAUGCCAGGGAAUGGAUUGCGCCUGCUUUCUGCCAGUGGUUUGUGAAAGAAAUUCUACAAAACUAUAAAGACAACUCAAGGAUAAGAAGGCUCCUUAAGAACCUGGACUUCUAUGUUCUUCCAGUUCUUAACAUAGAUGGUUACGUCUACACUUGGACAACUGAUCGGCUUUGGAGGAAAUCCCGUUCACCUCAUGAUAAUGGCACGUGUUUUGGGACAGAUCUCAAUCGAAAUUUCAAUGCAUCCUGGUGCAGUGUCGGCGCAUCUCACAACUGCCAAGAUUUGACAUUCUGCGGGACGGGACCCGAGUCCGAACCAGAGACUAAAGCUGUGUCCAGCUUCAUCGAGAGCAGGAAGGAGAACAUUGCCUGCUUCCUGACCAUGCACUCUUACGGGCAGCUCAUCCUCUUGCCUUAUGGCUACACCAAAAAUAAAUCAAGUAACCAUGAAGAACUGCUCCAAGUUGGACAGAAGGCAGCAAAUGCAUUGAAAGCAAAGCAUGGAACCAAUUAUAGAGUUGGAUCAAGUGCAGAUAUUUUAUAUGCCUCCUCCGGGUCUUCAAGAGACUGGGCCCGGGACAUCGGGAUCCCCUUCUCAUACACAUUUGAGCUGAGGGACAAUGGGACCUAUGGAUUUGUCCUGCCAGAGGCUCAGAUCCAGGCCACCUGUGAGGAAACCAUGGAGGCUGUGCUUUCAGUCCUGGAUGAUGUAUACGAGAAAUACUGGUCCGCAAGCAAGGCUGAAAAGGUGACGACUACUGCUGUGGUGCUGAGCUUGCUAAUGUCCUUCACGUCUCUCCUCUAAGUGCAUCCUCCUCGGGUCCCCUCAGCCCACGUGAUGUGGGGACGGCUGCAUGAAGGGUGUUUGUGGCUCUGGAGGAACCAAAUAGCUAGAAAUAACUUCUAUUUCAAUAAAGAUGAAUUAUCUUUG
Molecule: messenger RNA, 1302 nt
Organism: Phacochoerus africanus (Common warthog)
Lineage: Eukaryota; Metazoa; Chordata; Mammalia; Artiodactyla; Suidae
Gene: CPO
Product: carboxypeptidase O
Exons: 9
Coding region: 49-1176 (375 amino acids)
Biological process (GO): proteolysis
Molecular function (GO): zinc ion binding; metallocarboxypeptidase activity
Source: RefSeq, a predicted model, not a curated record